UAUGAAAAUGAAGAGUUGUUUAAUUGUUAAAUUUUUCAGCUUUAAUGUAAAUGGAAUAAUGGCGAGAAGUAAAGUCAUUUAUUGGGUCUGCGUUUUAUAAAGGUUCAUUGCGCAUUUGGGCUGUUGUAGCUAUGCUAGCUGUAUAAGAAUGUAUCUUAGACCAAUUGGAAGUUGAGAAUAAGGUACUUGAUAAUGGCACAGGCUCACAUCCGUUUGCCCAACCCGACCCAACCUGUGCCAAUCUUUAGAACAUCAGAGUCAGAGCCAUGGUCAUCCCCAACUGUGAAAGCGAAAAUGUAGAAAUUGGUGUAUGUCUCUACGUAGUCCUCGGCACGUCUACCAGGAGGGAACCAAAGAGGUGGGGGUGAACUCCAAACUUCAUUCCCACUUUUUUCUUUUUUUAUUUGUUUUUGUUUUUUUUUUUAUUUUUACUAUCCCCGAGAAAAACGUUGCUUGAUCAGCAUUUCACAAAAACAACAAACAAUUCAUAACUUUUAUUUCUUUAUAAUUCUGUUAUAUGUUACAAUUUUCACCCCUUUUAGCUCAUUCAGGUAUAAUUCUGUGCAAUAUCUUAAUUUUGUCCCAUUUUCAAUCUUAUUAUCUUUACUAGAUUUUGAUUUAUUUUAUUUCAUUUUAUUUUGUAGGUUCUCACAUUUUGGAAUUUCUGAUCUUCAAGAACAAAAAGGGGGCAUGAUUUAAUGCAAUAUUAUUGAAAUUUUGAUUGUAUGAUUUUUGUUGAAUCAUAUAAUAAUUUUAGGAUAAUAUUGUGUAGGAGAAAUUAUUAUUUGAUGAGAUGAAAAGAAGGAAAUGGGCGUGGAAUAGUAAUAAUUUGGUGAUUCAUGGAAAUGAGAAAACUCAAUUAUAUCAUUAUUUUGGUAGCAAUUUUGCUUUUUGCCUGUAGUUUCUUGGAAGGAGAAUGUUCUACCAGAAUAUAUCAUGGUAAUGAAUUUGAAUCUUGUCCACUGGAGCUUAAGAAACAAUGGGCAGAAUACAUGCAGAAAAGCUGCUCCAAAGAACUGACAGAAAUGAAGAAUGAACUCGGGGAAUGCAUCUUGUAUUUGUCAUUGAAAACUGGUGAAAUGAACAUUGGGUCAAGUAUAAUUUUGGCAAAGCAGAGGCCUCAUGGGACCUUGACUUCCUUGCAGUCCAGUCUCCAAGAACUUGUAUUGGGUUGUGUAAGAAAGAAUCACCAUCUAUUUCGUGGUUUGAGUGAACAAGAUGGUUGUAGUCGUAAUGCUAAACUGCAUUCUCAUCAGUAUAGUUUUCCUAGAAGAUAUCUGGCUGAGAAAUCUUCUAAAGUUGCUUCCAGUACUGCUGCUAGUCCAACACCAGAUAUAUUUGAUGACCCAAUUAUCAUACCACCUGAUUUGCUUUAUCCAUCACCACCACCUAUGAAAGUUGAGGUUCCAGUAGCUACUUCAGGGAGGGAAGAACAUAACAAAAAGUUAAACAAAGUUAUAACUAUUGCUGCAUCAAUAGCAGGAACAGUUGUCAUUUUUGCCUUGCUAUUAUUUUGUUGCCUAAUGAGAGGUCACAACUGGGUUGCAGAUGGGCCGAAAGAUGACAGACCUCUUCUGACAUUGAGUUCAAGUGACUAUUCAGCUGGCUCUUCAAUGAGUUCUGACAUUAAGGAUAGUGGAAGAAAUACAUCUUUCAACGACUCAAAUCUAAAACAAGAGGGAUUUGGUGGUCCCCUAGCUGGAAUUCCAGAAAAUGGUUCUACAAAUACUGAAGGAUUGUCUUACCAGAAACUUACUCCUGAAAAAGCAAGUCAUCCUCCUGCCCCAGCACCUCCACCACCUCCACCACCAAAGCCUAAACCUCAGCCUCCACCACCACCAAAAGGUGUUAAACCUCCUCCUGCGCCUCCAAAAGCAGGUGGUAAAGGACCUCCAAGUCGUGGACGAUCAGCUUCUGGUGAUGGUAGUGACCCUACAAAUGAUCCUGAUGCCCCUAAAACAAAGCUAAAGCCAUUCUUCUGGGAUAAAGUGGUCGGUAACCCUGAGCAGUCAAUGGUGUGGGAUGAAAUUCGAUCAGGAUCGUUCCAGUUCAACGAAGAGAUGAUAGAAUCUCUGUUUGGAUAUAAUCCUGAUAACAAACGGAAUGCUGGGAAUAGGAAUCAGUCAAAUGAUGCUUCUCAACCACAAUAUAUACAGAUAAUUGAUCCAAAGAAGUCUCAAAACUUAUCCAUCCUUCUUAAAGCACUUAACGUAACAACAGAGGAAGUUCGCGAUGCCCUUUUGGAAGGGAACAAGCUUCCAACAGAGCUUUUGCAAACAUUGCUGAGAAUGGCACCAACACAAGAAGAAGAACUAAAGCUUCGAAUAUUCAGUGGUGAUACUUCUCAACUUGGACCUGCAGAAAGAUUCUUAAAAGUAAUGGUAGAUAUUCCCUUUGCUUUUAAAAGGAUGGAUUCACUGAUGUUCAUGAUGACUUUCAAGGAAGAAGUUUCCAAUAUUAAAGAGUCCUUUGCUACAUUGGAGGUGGCUUGCGAUGACCUCAAAAAGAGUAGACUAUUUCUAAAACUCUUGGAAGCUGUUCUGAAAACAGGCAACCGUAUGAACGAUGGCACCUAUCGAGGGGGGGCUCAGGCAUUCAAACUUGAUACCCUCUUGAAACUUGCUGAUGUAAAAGGAACAGAUGGCAAGACCACAUUGUUGCACUUUGUUGUUCAAGAGAUAAUACGAUCAGAAGGCUUGAAAGCUAUGCGUGCUGCAAAAGAUAACCGCAGUGUGUCUAGCAUGAAGACUGAUGAUUCUGUUGAGGAUCCUACCUUUGAUCCAUCAGAACAGUACCAGACUCUUGGCCUUCAAGUUGUGUCAGGUAUAAGCAGCGAACUUGAAAAUGUAAAAAAGGCAGCAAUUAUCGACAAUGAUGUGCUUACGUCAACAGUGUCUAAGCUUGGUCAGUCAAUAACGAAAAUAAAAAAUUUCUUAAACAAUGAGAUGGGUACUCCUGAGGAAGAGACUGGGUUCUAUCAGGCUCUUGUAAGUUUUGUAGAGCAUUCAGAAGGUGAGGCAACAUGGCUACAAGAAGAAGAAAAAAGAAUAUCAGAUUUGGUGAGGAAAACAGCAGACUAUUUCCAUGGAUCAAAUGCUGGAAGAGAAGAAGGCUUGCGUUUGUUCAGUAUUGUGCGCGACUUUCUCUUAAUGCUGGAUAAGAUUUGUACAGAAUUGAGGCAAUCUGCAAGGUUAUCAAGAAACUCCAGCAAGGAAUCUUCCCUCAAAAGACCUGCUCUAGAUCAGCAUCAAUCCAUACAGGAUAUGCGGCAGAAAUUAUUUCCUGCAAUAGCUGAUAGACGUGUGGACUCCAGUUCAGAUUCAGACGAUGAUUGAUUAGAAGAGCAUCGCGGUAGAUAUACUAGAUUUUCAUCUAAAAUUGACUUAUUUUUUGUCUAUAGAGUUAUUUGUUUGUGAUCUAGUUGAAUAUUAAUAGUUUUUAAAAAAAUUUAAUUCAAUCUUAUAGAUUCUGAGAAUUGUAUGUAUAUAUAUUGUCAACUGUUUUGUGUUUGUAUUUAUGCUGAAUUUCCCUUUUUGACGGGGGUGUGCUUGGCAGUAGAGUAGUAUUAUGAUCCUUAACAAAGUUAAACAACGAUUCGGACUAUUAAUAUAUUUUUUUUGUCUC
Molecule: messenger RNA, 3624 nt
Organism: Chenopodium quinoa (quinoa)
Lineage: Eukaryota; Viridiplantae; Streptophyta; Magnoliopsida; Caryophyllales; Amaranthaceae
Product: formin-like protein 3
Exons: 7
Coding region: 840-3335 (831 amino acids)
Biological process (GO): actin nucleation; actin cytoskeleton organization
Molecular function (GO): actin filament binding
Source: RefSeq, a predicted model, not a curated record